AUGGAAUUGAUUCGUUCACUCAAACUGAGAGAGGUUCAUUCAGAAGAAACAAUUGAAUUGAUUCCCGGGCUGCCUAACGAAAUAGCCCGAGAAUGUUUGCAUCAAGUUCCGCGCCAGCAAUUCGGGCUUGCUGCUUCAGUUAGCAAGGCAUGGAGGAUGGUGAUGCAGUCGCUCGACCGGAGGAAAGUGCUCGUGGUGCUAUCUGUGAGUCGACGUCAGUCCAAUCUCCCCAGAGGCUGUGACGAUUACUUUCUGGCGGUCUUCAACCCGCUCUCUGGACGGUGGUCCGCCCUGCCGCCGAUUCCUCACUCAAAGUUCGGGUUGCCGAGUUUCUGCCAACUGGCUGCGGUUGGUUCAGACCUUGUAGUCCUGGGAGGGUCUGAUUAUGUUCGGGCUCGGGGCAUGCUGAGCAACAACUGGGCAACAUUCUUUAGAUCCGUCUACAUAUACAGCUUCAAAUCCUCGAGGUGGCAACGUGGUCGUGACAUGCCAGGACGGGUCCGCACGGACUUUUGUUGUGCGUCCGAUGGCGUGCGGAUGGUGUACGUGGUCGGUGGGUGGUGCAGAACCUCGGACCUAUCAAAGUCUGCCAUGGCCUAUGAUGUGCAGACCGAUCAAUGGUUCACGCUGCCUGACAUGGCUAGGGGGUGGAAUGGGACCUGCAAAGCGACCUUCCAACAUGGCAACCUCCAGGUCAUUCGCAGCCUUGAAUUUGAUAAAUAUGACCCUCUCCAGAGACGAGCUGAGGACGGGGUUGGGAGGGAGACCGUCGAGGCAUUUGAUCCGGUGAAGUGGUGCUGGGAACCUGUCGAAGAACUUGCAGACCGCGUUUUACAGGACACCACGUUAUACCCCGGAACUUUUGUGGAAGGGAAUGACAUAACCGAAUCCACGUACAUGUGCGUAAAGGGAAAUGCGAUUGCAGCCUGGACCAGUUCCGGGUGGCAGGCAGUCGCGGAGUUGCCGAUUCCUUCGUUCAUGUCCGUUCAGGUGGUAAGGUGGGAUGGGAAGCUGAUGGUGUUUGGAUGGAACUAUGAUGAUUUAGGAAGCCAUAGGCGAUUAAGAGCCUAUUCUUUGGACCUUAAAACUAAUUUGUGGAGUCGAUUAGAAAUUCCCAAGGCAUUUUCUGCAGGUAAGGAUGUCAUGAAUGGAGCAUGCUGCUUGAAGAUUAAUUACCUUUAG
Messenger RNA from Punica granatum (pomegranate), 1182 nucleotides. NCBI's taxonomy places the organism in Eukaryota, Viridiplantae, Streptophyta, Magnoliopsida, Myrtales, Lythraceae. The record is from RefSeq and is a predicted model, not a curated record.